Echinops telfairi (small Madagascar hedgehog) is the source of this 504-nucleotide messenger RNA. Its product is annotated as olfactory receptor 8K5-like. Gene Ontology annotation, cellular component: membrane. Gene Ontology annotation, molecular function: olfactory receptor activity; odorant binding. Bases 1 to 504 code for a protein of 167 amino acids. Lineage: Eukaryota; Metazoa; Chordata; Mammalia; Afrosoricida; Tenrecidae. Gene Ontology annotation, biological process: sensory perception of smell; G protein-coupled receptor signaling pathway. The transcript has a single exon. The record is from RefSeq and is a predicted model, not a curated record.
AUGUGGCCAUCUGUAACCCUCUAUACUGUGAUCAUGUCGCAGACACUGUGCCAUGUACUUAUAGGCAUUCCAUACCUCUUCUGUACAUUCCAGUCUAUUUUGCUCACCAGUAAGAUUUUUACAUCUACUUUCUGCAGUUCUAAUGUCGUCAGUGACUUCUUCUGUGAUAAUGUCCCUUUAAUACCCUUGCUCUGCUCAAAUGCACGGCAAAUUGAAUUGAUGAUCAUAUCAUUCGCAUCGUUUAAUUUGAUGUCCUCCCUCCUGACAGUCCUUGUGUCCUACAUGAUGAUCUUGAUGACCAUAUUUCGAAUGAAUUCUGCUGAAGGAAGGAAAAAAGCUUUCUCUACAUGUGGUUCUCACUUGACAGUGGUGGUAGUGUUCUAUGGGUCUCUAUUGUUCAUGUAUGUGCAGCCUGAAUCUGCUCAUCCUUUCAGCACUGACAAAAUUACCUCUGUGUUUUACACAUUAGUCAUCCCUAUGCUUAACCCCUUCGUUUGCAGCUAA